CGUGCGAACGUGGACUGCGGCCAAGGGAUGUCUUGCCCGUUUUGUGGCAAACAAAUGAACACCUUAACACGGUUUUGCCAUACGUGUGGUCGGUGUUUGGAAUUUUCAAAAGACGCGGAACAGACGGAAACAUUGGCAACACAGGGGACGUCUCGACAGCCGGACACUGCUAUGCAAACAGAACAACCAUGCACAUCAUUCAAACAGUUCAUGGAGUACAGAAGCUUGAAGUCAAAAGAACGACAGUCUUUUAACUUUGGGCCAAAAGGAAGACGUAUGUCUAAAGAAAGAAAACACGUCCAGAUAAACGUAGGAUUGAUGGUGCCAAAUGGAACUGAUUUAAAACCUCUAAGAGGGAAAACACUACCGUUAUUUACAGACCCAGAGGUAGCAGCACCUGAUCUCCUGAAAAAAGCUGUCCAGAAAAUGAGAACAUUUAACAAGGACAUGCAGGAAGGACCAUAUGUCCUUUUGUAUCCAGACUGCUCAGAGGUGGUCCAUGUGCCUGGGUCAGAAAGGCCAUUCAAAUUGGCAGAAUAUAAAAAGGAAAUAGGAAAGGCAUUUUCCAGGAUCACUUUUUUCAUUUGCCUAGAAAAACACUAUAAAAGAGUGGAUGAUACCUCAGACUCUGAUUCUGAAAUUGUCAUCACAACAAGGAGCAGAGCUGAAUUCAAUCGUGCUGAAACUUUGAUUUUUGAACCACAAAAUCUAAGUACUCCCAAACACAAGCUGGAAGAUGAAAGAGAUGCACCAGGACAAUCAACAAUUCAGCCAGGACAGAUAGUAAUAUCUGAUCCUGAGGAUCUGGAUCCACCUGAAACAAAUCCAGAAAAAACAUCUUGCUACAGUAAAUACACAGACCUGUAUUCACCAAAUGUUGAGCAAGAGGACGAACAGCCGGUUGCUGUCAAUGUGAAGAAUUUCCAACACACAGCAACGGAGGAGACGGACAUUGCUUUACCUGACAUCGUAGCAAACCUGUCGCUCCCUAUUGAUCAUAAAAAAGUCAGCAGGUUUAACAUUUCAAGGGCUAAUGUUUGGGAUGGGGCCGUCAGAGGUUUCAAGCAUACAACAUACUCUGAAACCUGUGACAUGCUGGUGAAAUUUACUGACGAUACUGGUGUUCUGGAAGAGGGAAUUGACACUGGUGGGCCAAGACGAGAGUUUAACUCUACUAAUGAAACACCUAAAAGACCGGCCCAUUUUUGAUGGACCAGAAGGACAUUGGUUCUUGGUCUACAAUGCAAGAUUUGUACCUUUGUGUAUUUCAACGGAUAUGUGAUGUCACUUCAUUCUGUAUCUGUGCCUUCAUUAGGUCUGCACACCUUAUAGAUUAAGAUAAAAUAUAUAUAAAUCCUUUUCGUCAUCAAUCUACACUCAAUACAUCAUAAUGACAAAGCAAAAACAGAAAUUAGAUCUCAGGUUUCUCCUCCUGACUCUUCCAUAGAGGAAAAUCAGUCCAGUUACCCCUUAAUUAAAGUGAUCCAUCCACCUCUGCUACACAUCUGGCAGCAGAGUGAUGGUUUGAGGCUCACUUGAUCCAUCAAACCCUUGAUGACUUGCUGCUGUUCAUCCAACCACCUGCUCCAUACUGUAGCAGUGUCAUUUACAUCUGGAUAUAUUUCUGCCCUCAGUUCUCAUAGAGAUCCUGAUAUGCAGAGAGGUUAUAGUAUCUCUUGUAAAUGUCCCUGAAAGUCAGAUAUAAAGAGUGUGGUGAUGUUGUGUGUAAAGCCUGUAGCUUCAUACAUGAGGAAUCCAGGCUGGACUUACUUCCAAAGGUGCUUAAACAGUUUACUGAGAAAAUGGUUAAUUAACUUGUGCGAAUGUGAUAUUCCAGUUUUUAAUUUUUAUUAAAUUACAAUUUCUAAAAACUAGUUUUUGCUUUGUCAUUAUGUAUUGUGUGUAGGCUGAUGAGGAAAAAGAUGAAUAUUACCAUUUUAAAUUGAAUCUAUAAUGAAACAGUUGUGAAAAAGUGCAAUAGGUGUGUAGACUUUCUGAAGGCAUUGUAGUGCUCAAGCCACCCAGCAGUCUGUGUCAUUCCAGUCUUGUUUUUAUGGGUUAUACUUGUAACAAUUAACGUUUCUUGUGAAAAUGCAAAAAUAGGGUUUUUAAAAUCAAUUUUCAACUAUGUUUAUUAAGGUGGAUAGUAAUUGUAGAGAAGAGAAUAUUCAAUAGUUUUCUUUAGAUAAUUUAAAUUUCAAUUAGCACUACAAAGCAUUGGAACAAUGUUUGUGUUCACACUGUAGAUUCAGAGAUGGUCUUUCAACCCUGGAGUUUUUGACUGCACUACAGCAACACCCUACUUUGCUGGCCCCUGUCCUGUGCCACUCUGAAAGGCGACUCACUGCUUUUGAACUUGAGAGACUCUUCAAACCUGACCUCAGUCCUUUGGGGAGUAAUCGAAGACUUAAAGAAAGUCAAACCAUGGCCUACUGGGCAGACUAUCUCCUUGACUGUGAAGAAGGCCAGGCUGCUGUGUCUGUGGAAGAUGUUUUGAUGUUUGCUACUGGGCUGUCUUCACUUCCCCCAUCUGGCUUGGAACCACUGCCAAAAAUAGAGUUCCUGGAUGACUCUGCGUUCCCAAUGGCAAAUACAUGUUCAAACUCCUUGAGAUUACCACUCCUAGACUCAUACACUUUGUUUAAGUCACAAAUGGACUUUGGAAUACCAAAUAGUCCAGGAUUCGGCUGUUUGUAAGCUAGAGUACAGGCCAAAAGUUUGGACGCACCUUCUCUGUACUGUAUAUGAUCGAUGACCUCUCGAGUUAAGACUCUGAAAAAGUUGUUGUUGUUGUUAAAGGUUAGGGUUGGACAUCAUUUAGAUUUUAACGAUUCUGAUUCCAAUUCCGAUUCUUCCUUUUGAUUCAGGUUUGUAUUGAUUCUCGAUUAUGAUUCUUUGAGUGGUGGAGUUAAAAUUAUUAUUUCACAAAUAAGAGUAAAGUUUUAUUUUUAUUCAAAAGGUGGGUUGCAGUUUGAUGAGGCUUUUUCAACGUAAAAUAAAGCCACACUAGAGCACAACUUACUGCAACACAAGCACCUGGUCCCUACGGAAACCAAAACUUGAGCAUGUCAAAUUUGAAACCCAUGAUCAGAUUUGAAACCAAAUCCUCCAAAUGUUUCAUAAUUUCUCCAAGUAGGAAUCUGUUCUCGAUGCCCAACCCUGGGCAUCCAAGUCUUCUCAGGGUUGGGCAUCGAGAACCGAUUCCUACUUGGAAUCGUUACAAAAAUUAUGAUUCCAUCGGAAUUGUGUGUCUAUUCAUAAAUAUUGUGUUCAGACAGCAGUGUUCCACCACUACAAAACCCCCUCCCUUUUUGAUCAUUUCAUAGCUACAUACAAAUUUUUAUUGCUCAUUAUUUUGCUCGUUUUUUCAUUACUCGUUCCUGAGAAGAAAAUCGAAUGACCAAAAGAUGCAAUGACCCUUUAUGAAGACAACUCACCUUCCCUUUCUAAAUAUAGACCACUAGGAUUCAAUACGCUGGUUAUUUAUAGAUGAGCCGUACAUGUGGCUGGACGCUCCAGAGUAGUAGUCACUGUGAUGGUGGCGUAGGGUACACUGAAUUGCAGCCAUUAUGCCGUUCUCAGUGCCACAAUCAGUCCGCAGUCUCAUGGGGAUGACACCGAGGUUUUGCACACAUGACAUGAAAUAGUGAGCAAUCACUGUUGGGUUAUUAUUUGUUGGUCCACAUUCAAGCCACAAUACUUUACGUGAAAAUCCAUCUAUGCAUCCCGAAAUGGCCAAACCGAAUGGCUUAAGUUUGUCAUAACCAUCUGCGAGCCACAUAUAGUUUGGUCCCAUUGAGUGGUAGGUUCUUCUUGUAAACCUUCUGCGUGCUCUGCUCUCACACCCCCGAGGAUUAAGCUCCCGGAGAAAAUUCAUCGCAUCAUCUCUUCACUCGAAGAUUGUACUUUUGUUUAAGUACCUGCCACAUCGUGCGGUAACCAAAUAGUUGUCCAGGUCCACGGAGUUCAGAUCUGAUGGCGUUACUGACGGCGUUUGGCGAGGAAUAACCCUUUCUGCGGUACAACCCGGCUUCGUUCAGUUUACUUUUAAGAGUCCUCAAGCUGACGUUUACACCGUGUAGACUUGACAUCAUGUCCACGGUUACAGCGUACGAGUGGCCCUUGUUAAAAUACUGAACGCAAUGAUGCAGUAUGUCCGGUGUUUCUGUCUGGUCCGCGUCCCAAACUCCAAACACCGACCACACGUAUGGCAAAACCGCGUUAA
This is a messenger RNA of Pungitius pungitius (ninespine stickleback), 4225 nucleotides long. RefSeq lists its product as uncharacterized. The record is from RefSeq and is a predicted model, not a curated record. Gene Ontology annotation, molecular function: ubiquitin-protein transferase activity. The transcript is spliced from 10 exons. Lineage: Eukaryota; Metazoa; Chordata; Actinopteri; Perciformes; Gasterosteidae. The coding region runs from base 28 to 1209 and encodes 393 amino acids.